UGGAAAUCAUUAAAUAUAAUAUUCCCCAGAUAAUGACUCCUCAGAACUAAUUCGAUGCUGUUACUUGCAUUAAUGGUAAUUAAAGUGGGUAGAAUGAACGGCAAACAUUUUGCAAUGGUAGCUGAACAGAAAAGGUUUAAGUUUGUCCUUCCAUGCACAGGUGUUUGACAGAAUAAUACCUUUUUGGUCACGUACAUUCAUGGCGCGGCAGAUAUAAUUACCUUAUAAAAAUACUUUACAAAGGCAGCUUUAUUUCAGCCAUGAGUCGACAGCUCAUCAGCAGGUCCAGUACGCAGAACAGACAAAUUCAUUUUGUAGACGUCUUACGUAACAGUGAAAAACUUCAUGCCGAUUCACUUUUUGACCAAUUUGAAAACUGGUCUGGAAUAAUAAGGAUUAUUAAAGCACCCUUUCAUUUCCGGCAAAUGUAAGUAAGGUACUUGCAAAAAGCAGCAAAAAAAAUUUGAAAGAGCGAAAGUUUACAAACUAUUACUAAACGUUCAAAUAACGCCGCUCCUACGUGAGUAAUUGUUGAUACUUUUCCCGAUUGCAUAGGAGGCCAAGCUAUGUAGAAAUAGUAAUGCUAACAGCUCAAAGCUCAGCAUUACUCAGUUGUCCUCAAAAGAAUGCAUUUCACAAAGACACGAAGCUGCCGGUCAACUAUGCCAUUGAUGCUUCUACUAAUUGUUCUAACUGCUGGUGCCUGGUGUGCUUCCAGCUCCAAGCCGUUAGAAAAGCGGAGUCUCGCUUUGGACGUCUAUCCCGAAGCCAGCAUUCCAUGGGCUAUAACGAGUGGCCCGCGAGCUUUGAACGGAGGGCCUUGGAACCUUGGUUGGCCCACUUGGAGUGGGGGACACACCUCGCUGGGAAUCGGGCCGACACCCAACGAAGUUGCACACGCUAUUUCGGUAGCUAAGCAGGCCUCAGCCAAUGUUCUUAUAGCGCAGCAGCAUUUACAAGCGGCUAAGGAAAACGUGUUAAAUCAGCAACGCAUCGCCACGGAAAGACAAACUCAGGCAGUAAUACUGAAGCAAAAGUCUCAGGCGGCGGCUGCGAUUCAACGUUCUGAGGCGAUACAGCAGCGUCUUGCUGCCUCAAAGGCAGCUGUGGCACAUGCUGCUGCUCAUGCAGCUGCUGCGGAAAUCCAGAAAACCGAACAUGAGGCGGCCAAGCUUGGCCACUUCACAAGAAACGCGCACCCGGGAGUUGGUAAUCCACUCCCUACUAUUGGAUCGGGAAAUAAUAAUUUUUCGCCCUCCAAUGUAGAAACGAUCGGAUUUGGGCAUUGGCUCUCUGGCAGUACCGCAGGGAAAUCUGUCAAUAAUUGGUACUGA
Molecule: messenger RNA, 1334 nt
Organism: Drosophila miranda
Lineage: Eukaryota; Metazoa; Arthropoda; Insecta; Diptera; Drosophilidae
Exons: 1
Coding region: 627-1334 (235 amino acids)
Source: RefSeq, a predicted model, not a curated record